Messenger RNA from Helianthus annuus (common sunflower), 627 nucleotides. RefSeq lists its product as uncharacterized. Bases 1 to 627 code for a protein of 208 amino acids. Lineage: Eukaryota; Viridiplantae; Streptophyta; Magnoliopsida; Asterales; Asteraceae. The transcript has a single exon. The record is from RefSeq and is a predicted model, not a curated record.
AUGGCCUUCAUCUUACUUUAUGUUGACGACAUUUUGCUCAUCACCUCCUCAAAUGCAUUACGUGGUCAGUUUAGGGGAUUACUCUCUAAUGAGUUCGCAAUGAAAGAUUUGGGUCCGAUUAGUUACUUUCUUGGUGUAUCGGUCACCAAUUACCCCAAGUCGCUAUUUUUAUCUCAAGCAAAAUACGCCAUGGAAAUAAUAGAACGAGCAGGUCUAGCCGAUUGUAACCCGGCUGCAACCCCGGUGGACACUCAACAAAAACUUAGCAGGAAUUCUGGUACUCCUGUGGCUGACAUCACCGAGUAUCUCCGGCUGGUGGGCGCCUUACAAUACAUCACCUUCACGCGACCUGACAUUUCUUACGCCAUUCAGCAAGUGUAUAUGCAUAUGCACGCCCCAACCACAACACACAUGCAUGCUCUAAAACGUAUAGUUUGGUAUGUGAAAGGAACUUUAUCAUUUUGGCUUCAUUUACAUGCUUCAUCACUUAGCUCGCUAAUCUCAUACACGGAUGUGGACUGGGGGUUGUCCCGAUACAUGUCGCUAGACAUCCGGAUAUUGUGUAUACAUGGGCGACAACUUCCCCUCGUGGUCGUCAAAGAGACAACCAACCAUAUCACGUUCUAG